AUGGGGGAAACCGGGUUAGGAAAUUUAGACCCGAAAGCACAAGAGUUCAGGCCUAGAAACCCUUAUGUCCAGACCCAGAUUACGACGACGACCACCACCAUAGUACCUCCGCAAGUAUACUUUCCGUACGAGGUGCAAUUGCUAAACUUUUGCGGCGGCGGCGGCGGCGUAGGGUAUCCUCACCCUCAGUUCCCGGCGCCGUCAGAGCUUGUUAGACCUGCCGCUGUGCCGGCGCCGCCAGCGGCGCUUCAGCUUCCGCCACCUUCGGUGACGCCUACGCGGGCGGUGCUCCUCAGCUCGGUGCCGCCGAACGUCAGCGAGUCGACGGUGAGGAGGGAAUUGGAGGUGUUCGGGGAGGUGAGGGCGGUCCAGAUGGAGAAGGUCAGGGAGGGGAUGGUGGCGGUGCUUUUCUACGACCUCCGGCGCGCGCAGGAGGCCGUUGCCGAGAUCCGAAAACAGCACAUGAUGCAGCAAAGUCGUAUGAAGCGACACUUCGACGCCGUGUUGGCGCGCGAUUCUGCCUUCGGUAGGUUGGAGAGCGAGUGCUUGUCUCCCGUACCGCAGCCUCCGCCGGCACGUGGCCUCGUCGGCGGCUGCGCAGUAUGGGCCCAGUUCAUGAUUCCGGCCACGUCCUCCGUCCCGGACGGUACCAAUCAAGGAACGCUCGUGGUUUUCAAUUUGGACUCCGAGGUCACAGCGACUGCCCUCAAAGACAUUUUCCAGGCUUUUGGGCCCGUAAAGGAAUUGAGAGAGACGCCGUUGAAGAGAAACCAGAGGUUCGUGGAGUUCUACGACGUCAGAGACGCGGCCAGGGCUCUCAGGGAGAUGAACGGAAAGGAAAUCCACGGCAAGCAUGUCGUCAUUGAAUUCAGCCGGCCGGGAGGUCUCGGCCGCCGCUUCUAUAACGCCGCCGGUUCUAAAAAACCUUCCACUUCAAAUAGCUACGGUCCUUCAAGUUGCCCGCAGUUGCCGCCGCCGCCGGUUCCUCGUAAAAUCUCUGUGCGGCCGGAAUCCGUUAGUGUGUAUUCUCGCCCCGGCAGAUUUUCACGAACCCAAAUUCAAAAUUCGACGAAAAAGUACUCUGCCUGUAAGACCGUUAGUACUAGGAUUUCUAGUAGUAGUCCAGCCGUUGAAGCUUCAAUGGCGACCUUGUGUAUCAGCGGUACUGUUAGCAAUGGGGCAGUGAGGAGUGCAAAGAAGUACCCUCCGGCGAAUACAAAGCUGCCGCAGCAGCAGCAGAGCCAGCCUUCGCUGUCGCCGCCGUCCAGGAUUCGGACAUUGAAGGGCAGGCAGAAGAACGUUGAUUCUCGUUUUCUAAUAAUCGAGGAGGCCAUGGCCGAAUCGAGUAAUUGCAGAGAUUCCAGAACCACUGUCAUGAUCAAGAACAUACCCAACAAGUACAGUCAGAAGCUGCUAUUGAACAUGCUGGACAACCACUGCAUACACUGCAACGAGCAGAUUGCCGGCGGCGGCGACCAGCCCUUGUCCUCCUACGAUUUCGUCUAUCUCCCCAUUGAUUUCAACAACAAGUGCAAUGUGGGAUAUGGUUUUGUGAAUCUAACGUCCCCACAGGCAACAUGGAGGCUGUACAAGGCCUUUCACCUUCAACCCUGGGAGGUCUUCAACUCUCGAAAAAUCUGUGAAGUUACUUACGCCAGAUUGCAGGGUUUGGAAGCGUUGAAGGAGCACUUUAGGAACUCGAAGUUCGGAAGCGUGACGGAUGAUUACCUGCCUGUGGUGUUUGCGCCACCUCGAGACGGGCGGCAGCUGACGGAGCCUCUUCCCCUCGUGCGCGGCAACUUCAGCGCACGAGGUGGCGGUGAUGAUCAUGAUGACGACGGUGAGAUGGGCGGCGGUGAUGGGGCGGUAGUCGGAGAGGCGGAUGACGUGGAGAGGGAACCAGAUGGAGUGGGCAAUAAAUUAUGUAAUAUUGGCGGCGAUGAUGACGAGGAGGACGAGGUGGGAUGUGGCUGCAGCAGCAGCGGCAGUAACCGAAACAGCGGCGACGAUGUAUAA
Messenger RNA from Malania oleifera, 2016 nucleotides. Its product is annotated as protein terminal ear1 homolog. Bases 1 to 2016 code for a protein of 671 amino acids. The record is from RefSeq and is a predicted model, not a curated record. Gene Ontology annotation, molecular function: RNA binding. The transcript has 5 exons. Lineage: Eukaryota; Viridiplantae; Streptophyta; Magnoliopsida; Santalales; Ximeniaceae.